Molecule: messenger RNA, 4548 nt
Organism: Vitrella brassicaformis
Lineage: Eukaryota; Vitrellaceae
Source: the annotation of a GenBank genome assembly
UCACUUACACACCGCGCAGGCGCAACGCGUGCACCAAAGUGUUGCGCAGAACCCUCUCGCCUGCAAGCACAGUCCAUGGCACACAACGUACAGAUGUAACCCAUCGCCCGUCAUGUGCGGGAACCUGGAAGUAGUAGUGGUUGUCGCCUUUGGUCUUUCCGUCCUCCUCGGCCAGCUGGUGGGCGCGCCGGCGCUUGCUGAACGACAUGACACACACGCAGACAAACCAAAGGCCGAGUUCAGUGAUCAUCAAUGUGGCGUCUCGGUAGGUGUGCUCGUCCUCACGACUCCUGGAACUCGGCCUCGCUCGUGUUGGCCAUGGCCAGCAGCUCCCGCUGGACGUCCAGCCGGGCCUGCGUGAAAUGCAUUGUCAGCCUCUGUGUCUCUUUCUGUGUCUGUUUCUGUGUCUGUGUGCCUGUCACCUCGUCGUAGUAGUCCUCCACCGGUUUGUUCGCGGGGUCCGCCAGCUUCAUCGUAAAGGCCCGCGUCGUAAACCUGGCAGCCAAAGAUAGAGAGAGAGAGAAGACGCAUAAGACAUUGAUUGAUCAAUGGAAGCACUCGGUGAGACAGCUGAGUGAUGUGUGUAGUGGCGCCCCUGACAUGUCGUCGAAGGUGCGGCCCAGUCGGGUAUCUGCAUGUCACUCACACACAUGCUCUGUGUGUCGCUGUGUCGCUGACUGCUCGGCCUCUCUGUGCAUGCGCCCUUACCGUCAGCAAUCCCCCCAGCAGUUUGCUCUUCCCCCUUGAAGAAAGCCCCCAGCAGCUUCAGCGGCGCUGCAUGGCAGAUGGAUGGCACAGGAAUGUUGACGUCGGCCAGGGAUGUCUCAGUGUGUGUCUUACUCGUCGCGUUUCUUCUUCCUGUUCUCCCUGUUCCUCUUGCCCCGCUGCUUGGCAGAAGGGCAGGUGCGGCCCUUGGUGGCCUGCCUCUGCUGGCGGCUCGGUGCCUCGCGCAACUCCCCCUCGCCGUGCGCAUACGGGCACUGCAAUGGAAACACCGUGCAACGCACGCACCAGACUACAAACAGUGCAAAUGAGCUCAGGGACGUCUCACCAUGGCCUGCGAGCAGCCCCUCCCGCUCAUGAAGUCCCGGCAGAGCUGCGUCUUGUGCAUCAGGGCGAAGAAACGUUUGUUGCCGUUCCUGCAAAGGGAUCAAGUUGUGCCGCUCAUUCCAUUCAUUGCACAUCAGUGCAAAGCGGCUCCUCACCUCCCUCCGCUGGGGCUUGUUGAUGGCCGGCGCCACCUGAUGCCGUCCGUUGCUCGACAUUUCCCACCAAAAUUGCGACAUCGUCCCACUAUGCCGUCGAGGCAAUGCAUUGGGUGCAGAUGUCUGAGUGAUGACGAUUCUACAAUCUGCAACACCGACACACAACACACACAUGGCAGGCAGUGCACGAGUGCGUGCAUCGUGAAAUUGUCUUUUCUACCGGCCAUUUGUCAUGGCAUGACAUGGAUCCUCACCUGCUGAUGCCCGCGCUGAUCUGCAUCGAGUUGCUCAUUGCCGCAGCCGCACCCUAAAUCGAAACCAUACACACAAGUGUCCGGUGAACGAGCGUGUGUGUCAAGUGCAUCGACGUACCUGAAGACGAUACGGUGCCCAUGGCGGCAAGCAGACGUCGCACAGGCCACGAGAGAAGGCGCACCCACCGACACAGAUCGGUAUCCUGCGUCACCAGGGUAUCACGGAACACAGCAGAUCUGCGUGAUAGAAGGCAAGCAAAGCGGACCAAACUUCGUCUUUCUGAAGCACUCGCUCCGCCAUGGUGAGGUGGUUGGUGCGGCUCUCCCCGCCCCAUGGCCCUGUCGGCCAACACCUCGUGGAUGUUCAACGAGAUGCAUGCCUGCACACACAUACGUCGCUAUGCGCAUGCACACUGCUUUCCCUCUCUUUCCCUCACAUAUAUUCCGCAAUGAGGCUCACCUUGACCAUGCGGCUCCUGCUGUCGGCCACGCGCCUUAAGGACGCCUUGAGAGGGGUGAAAGGCGUCAGAGGCACUCUGGGGGUGCCGGUGGGAAUGAGGCGGACACAGAAGAGGGGCACCGACCGGGUGUGUGUUUGUGUGAGGGCCGUGAGGUCGUCUGUGAGGAUGGCGCCAGAGACAUGAUGCGAGGGGCUGGGUGGGAUGAGAAAGGGUUAGGCGGUGGGAGGGCGGCGGGCUGCUGGGCGGGCGACAAGAGGGGGUAGGAGCUGGAUGGGCGUGUGUAUAGAAUGCCCUCAAGCAAGCCUCAGAGAGGCCGCGAGGGCUGUGGGAAUGCCCGCAAACUGUGCACGCAGGCACACUGCAGGCGGUGAAUGCCCUCGCAACCCCUCACUUCCGAAGGAGAAAAGGGGGCGAGGGCCACGCCCAUCGUAGUCUACCCGUUGCCUUGCUUCCUGACAACAAAGAAAAGACCAAUGUUGACGGAAUGCGUGCAUAGCCAUAUCUCUUGAUCGAUCACUCUGUCACUGGCCUGGUCAGCCAUCGGCUGCUGCAGUGCAACCCAAUGGCCGCUGAAGGCCCUGGAGAACCUGAAAGCAACGGAGGAAAGGACAGUUCACAGCGAGACACACUUGUUGGCCUACAAUCUGUCAUUCAUGUGCAUACCACGGGUGUCGCAGGAUCGUAUCAUAGUUCAGUGUGUGGGGCCGACGGGUGAGGGUGUCGUAGAGGUCAUAGGCCUCUGGGCUAGCCAGGGGCCGCUGUAGACAGCACAGCCAGCCAGCAGAGGCAACACGAACAAUGGACAUAGAUGAGUGGAUGAAUGGAGCUUGUUCUGUGACAUAAAAGUGGGUGCAGCAGCCGCGUCGCUUGUGCGGCCCGUACAGCAACUCACCCAUGACCGACCUGCGAGACAAAAGAACACAACCAAUUGGGGAGGUGCAGCGAGGCAAUUAUCGUAGAGCGCGUUACCCUAGCCCCCUAAUGUCCAUGAUCUCGCCAUGCCUCAGCCUCUUCUCGGGCAUCAUGAAAUCCUGGCUGUCUUCUGCUCUUCAUACGCUGAAGUACCAUCCUCCUCAUCUUUGCCCUACCUCCGCAGCAAACGCGCUUCCCCAACCGAUGAGCUUGAGCGGAGGCGUCGACCCGUCCCGCCCUGUCCUCCACCUGAUGUUGGCCGCUUUCAGAUCCCUGCGACACGACACCAACCAUGACAGCCAGACUUUUGCUGCCUUGCGAAUGGCGUUUUAUGUCCAACGGACCUGUGAGUAACCUUGGCCUUGUGCAGCAGCUCUCGAAGAAAGAGGACCAGGGGGAAGAGCACCUCUUUGGCCUCCUGCUCACUGAUGAGGGAGCGGCCCAAUGGCGUCUUCCGGGAGGUCUUACCCGUACAUCUCCAUCUCCAGGAAGACACUGUCGUUGCUCUUGGGGAUGCGGCCCUUCUUCGGACGAGCAUCCAGCUGCAAGACACACCAAACAAGGCAGGUUUCGACCCAGUGUGCAGAGAAAAGCUGCUCCUACGGUGACGCCAGGGGCGUCUGUCUGUUUGUCUGUCUGUGUGCGGCCUAUUUGUCGAAUACGAAUUGCGACAGAGUCUUGGCGGAGUGCCGCAGGGCCAGCACAUACCGCCGCGCAGUAACGAUCUGGUUGCUGAUGGAGUCCCAGAAGGUGUGAUACUCUUCACCAUCCGACCCCACGGCCAACACAAAGUGGCUGAAGUUGCAGGCCUAUGUUGGACCGAGAUUCUGGCCUGCAUACACAUCACACACCACUCUUUCCACACACACCACACACACACACACAGGGCGUGCCCCUCUCCCCCCUCACCCACCACACUGAUGUUGUCUGGUGUUGCUUUGAAGUACCGCAGGACGACCUCCUCACCGAGCGCCUGCAGCUCGUUGCCGAUGCGCCGCUCGUCGGUGGGCAGCUUCUUUAGUGCCUGCAUCUCGCCCCUCGUCCCUUCCGAUGCGGUGCCCGUGUUGGUGCCGCAGAGGCGCCGCUCCGCUUGAAACAUCUUCAAACAAAAGAAAGAUACCACAUUCAGAGAUGGCCAAGCGCUGUAAUCUUUGUGCUGUAGUAGCAGCAGCUGUACCACUGAGCCGCUGACUGCUAGGUCUCCCCUGUCCAGCCGAGGGCGGUGGGCGGUGGGCCGUGUUGAAGAAGAUGGUGGGCUCUUCGUCGUCUCCGAUGUCCACAAUGACGAUGCAGCUGUCGUGAGGGCUCUCCGGGACAGGCUGCAACAUGAAAUCCUGCCAUCGGCAGCCAUCCAAUGCACGUCCGCACAUCCCCCCUGCUCGUCUUUCCCCUACCUCCGCAGCAAAGGCGUUUCCCCAAUCGAUCAGCUUCAGCAAAGACGUCGUCCCGUCUCCCUUGUCCUCCACCUGAUGUUGGCCGCCUUCGAAUCCCUGCAACAAAACACCAACCACAACAGCCAGAAAUCUACUGCUUUGGGAAUCGUAUUUUGUUCUCAACAGAUCUGUGAGCAACCUUGGCCUUGUGCAGCAGCCCUCGAAGGCAAAGGACCAGGGGGAAGAGCAUCUCUUUGGCCUCCUGCUCACUGAUGAGGGAGCGGCCCGACGGCGUCCUCCUGGAGGCACAGUAGCGCUGCAGCUCUAGCUCGUAGAUCUUCAU